CCAUCAAUUCAAUUACACUUGAGAAAAGUGAUUUCCCCACUUAUCUUAAUUACCCAUACAAUGGCUCCAGCAGCUCCAAGUUCUUCCGAUUCAGACUCAUUGUUCAAUUUUGUCGUCCGAGACGGCAAUGGUGUAAAGGGCUUGGUGGACUCAGGCCUAACCAAGGUUCCACAACAAUAUGUGCAACCCCAACGAGAAAGAAUAGACAAGUCCAAUGCCACAUUAAAUGAUAACCCACCAAUCGACUUGUCCAAGCUUGAUGGUCCUCAUCAUGACCAAGUUGUGCAGGAGAUUGUUAAAGCCGCUGAGAAUUUAGGCUUCUUUCAGGUAGUGAACCAUGGCGUGCCCGUGGAGCUGCUGGAGUCUCUGAAAGACGCAGCCCACAAUUUCUUCGGCCAACCACCUGAAAAGAAGGCUACCUAUCGCAAAGGCCCAUUGGUGAAGUAUGGGACGAGUUUUUCUCCAGAGAAAGAGAAGACAUUAGAGUGGAAAGAUUAUGUUAACAUGAUCUACACUAACGAUACUGAAGCACUUGAAUUUUGGCCUAAGGAAUGCAAGGAAGUCGCUCUUAAGUAUCUAAGAACAUCAAUCAAGAUGGUGAGAAAACUACUUGAAGUUUUGAUGGGGAACCUUGGAGUGACACUAGAUGAUGCAAAAAUGGAUGCCUUAACUGGCUUGAAGACAGUUAACAUGAACUUCUACCCAGCAUGUCCAAAUCCUGAGCUCACUGUUGGCGUGGGUCGUCAUUCAGAUUUGGGUACAAUUACUGUGUUGUUGCAAGAUGGUAUUGGUGGACUAUAUGUAAAAGUGGAAGAAAACAUUAAUGGCCAGAAAAAGGGUGAGUGGAUGGAGAUCCCACCAAUCCCUGGUGCUUUGGUCAUCAAUAUUGGCGACACACUGCAGAUAGUGAGCAAUGGAAGGUAUAAAAGUGCUGAACACAGAGUUCGUACUACAAGCACUCAAUCAAGAGUGUCAGUUCCAUUUUUUACAAUUCCAAAACGAACAGAGAAAAUUGGACCAUUGCCUCAAGUGGUGGAGAGGGAUGGCGUGGCACGUUUCAGGGAGGUUGUGUUUGAAGAUUACUACAACAACUUUUUUGGCAAUGCUCAUGAAGGAAAGAAGUCUCUUGAUUUUGCACGGAUCUUUUAGCUAGCUAUUGUUCAUUUCCCAGCUUCACAAAAACAUCCUUGUUAUGUUUUAUUCUGUCUCCGCACGUCCAUAAUAAAGACAGAGACCUUGUCUCUUUUUGUAUACUGAUACAUGUCUAUAAUAAAGACAGAAGAUUACACAUCUUCAGAA
This is a messenger RNA of Hevea brasiliensis (rubber tree), 1299 nucleotides long. RefSeq names its product scopoletin 8-hydroxylase. The record is from RefSeq and is a predicted model, not a curated record. NCBI's taxonomy places the organism in Eukaryota, Viridiplantae, Streptophyta, Magnoliopsida, Malpighiales, Euphorbiaceae. The transcript has 3 exons. Bases 61 to 1149 code for a protein of 362 amino acids.